AUGACUCCUCCAGAGAUGAUUAGUAUGGCUUCAAAAGACGGCCAAGAUAGUACGCCCAGGCGUCACAGUCUCAGUGACGAGUCUGACUCCAACUCAGCUGCUGAUGAGAAGAGACUUGUUGCGAAGCUGGACUUCUACAUCAUUCCUCUUGUAAUGAGUAGGGUCAACAUUGGUAAUGCCCGACUUUACGGGCUCGAAGAGGAUCUGAACCUCUCGUCGAGCCAGUUCCAAGUUGCCGUGUCCAUCCUUUUCGUCACAUACUUGCUCUUUGAGGUUCCAUCCAACCUUGUCCUCAAGCUAUUCACACCUCGUCGAUGGAUCGCGUUCAUCGCUGCUGCAUGGGGAAUCAUCGCCACCCUCACCGGCCUCGUCAACUCAUAUGGUGCUUUGAUCGCUUGUCGUUUGCUUCUUGGUGCCGUUGAAGCAGGCCUGUUUCCUGGCUUGACGGUGUAUCUCACUUUCUUCUACACCAAGAGAGAACUCGCCCUGCGUGUGGGUUAUCUGUUCGUUAGCGCUGCAGUCGCUGGAGCUCUAGGUGGUCUGUUGGCAUAUGGCAUUGGACAUAUGGAUGGUCUCCAUGGCAUGAGCGGUUGGCGAUGGAUCAUGAUCAUUGAAGGAAUUCCCAGUUUCUUGCUUGGUGUGGUGACAUACUUCGCUCUGCCUAAUGAUGCAGAGACAGCAUACUUCCUCGACGAGAACGAAAGGGCGCUUAUGCGUUCGAGACACGCCCGUGAGUACGGAAACACGGCCUCCAGUCGUGAAUUCAGCAAGAAGGACAUGAUGUGUGCCUUUAAGGACUGGAAGGUCUGGGCGUUUUGUGUUGCGCAGUUUGGCGUCGACACUAUGUUGUAUGGGUUCUCAACCUUCCUCCCGACUAUUAUCAGGGAUCUCGGUGACUGGACGGUUGCAGAGACACAACUCCUCACCGUACCAUGUUACUUCCUCGGUGCAGCGGCGUACAUGUCGACCGCAUUUCUCUCAGAUAAGCUUCAACAGCGUGGGCUUUUCUGCGUGAUAUUCGGAGUCAUUAGCGUUGUUGGAUAUGCAGUCCUGCUGGCUGAUGUGUCUUCCGGCGCCCACUACUUUGGCUGCUUCCUGGUAGCUGGAGGCUUGUAUGUUGUUGUGGGCUUGCCACUGGCCUGGUUGCCCACAAACUCGCCGCGUUACGGAAAGCGCACUACUGGUACGGGUAUGCAGUUGACUUGGGGUAAUGCGGCAGGCAUUAUGUCUGCAUUCAUCUAUCCUACUUCGGAUAAGCCUCGAUACAUUCGCGGGCAUGCUGUGACGCUCAGCAUGGUAGCUCUCGGCACUGUCAUUUAUGGAUUUAUGUGGUGGUGGUACCGACGAGAGAAUGAACGACGACAGGCAGGUCUGGUGGACGACAAGUUUCGAGGAAUGGGAGAGGAUGAGCUGGCUGAACUUGGAGAUGAGAGCCCACGUUAUAGAUAUACCAUUUAG
Messenger RNA from Fusarium subglutinans, 1458 nucleotides. RefSeq names its product major facilitator superfamily transporter. NCBI's taxonomy places the organism in Eukaryota, Fungi, Ascomycota, Sordariomycetes, Hypocreales, Nectriaceae. The record is from RefSeq and is a predicted model, not a curated record. The transcript is spliced from 5 exons. Gene Ontology annotation, molecular function: transmembrane transporter activity. Bases 1 to 1458 code for a protein of 485 amino acids. Gene Ontology annotation, cellular component: membrane. Gene Ontology annotation, biological process: transmembrane transport.